AUGGAGAAACGGUCGGGAAACACUCAAUAUGUCAUGGAAAGAAGUAUAUCGGAUCAUUGCCCUAUAGUCUUGAAAGUAACAAACUAUGAUUGGGGUCCCAAACCCUUUAGGGCCCUUGAUUGUUGGUUCAUGGAACACGGCUUCAAAGAAAAGGUAGCGUGGAUGUGGAAUUCAUAUGAAGUACAAGGGAGAGGGGCUUAUGUACUCAAAGAGAAGAUCAAGCUACUAAAAAAAGACCUUAAACAGUGGAACAAGGAAAGCUUUGGGAACCUUCAAAAACAAUCUAAGGACCUAGUGGCAAAGAUAAAUCUCUUAGACUUGAAGGGUGAAAAUGGAAGCUUAUUGCAAGAAGAGAUGGAUAGCAGAAGAUUUUAUGUAGGUGAGUAUUGGAAAAUUGCAAGGAGAAAUGAAUCCCUUCUACCUCAAAAAUCAAGAAGUAGGUGGAUAAAGGAAGGUGAUGGUAAUACAAAGUUUUUUCGUGGUGUCAUAAAUUGGAAGAGAAGGAAGAACAACAUCAAAGGGAUUUCCAUCAAAGGAAGAUGGGAGGAGGAACCAAGACUUGUGAAGAAAGAGGUGUUGGAAUUUUAUCAAAAAAUAUUCUAUCAAGAAGCAUGGAUGAAACCACGACUUGAUGGCAUGUCCUUCAAACACUUGGGGGUUGGUGACAAUGAUUCGCUUUGUUGUUGUUUUAAUGAAGGGGAGAUAAAAAAGGCAAUGUGGAAUUGUGAAGGUGAUAAAAGCCAGGGCCCCGAUGGGCUCAAUUAUAAUCUUAUAAAGAGAUAUUAG
This is a messenger RNA of Glycine soja, 786 nucleotides long. RefSeq lists its product as uncharacterized. NCBI's taxonomy places the organism in Eukaryota, Viridiplantae, Streptophyta, Magnoliopsida, Fabales, Fabaceae. The coding region runs from base 1 to 786 and encodes 261 amino acids. The record is from RefSeq and is a predicted model, not a curated record. The transcript has a single exon.